AUGGCAAGGAUCAGGCUGUUUCUCCUCCUGCUACUGGCCCUGCCACCAAAGUCCUCCUCACUGCCAUGGCCAGACACUGCACAGGGCACCAUGGCCAGCUUGAUCCUGACUGCGUUAGAAAAAGCCACCUUGUUCCUGGAGGACAGGCUGCCCACAAUCAACCUGGACGGUGCAGUGGGAUUCCAAGUGCUGGAAGUGCAACUUCGAGGAGUCCAGGAAAAAUGGACUCACAACCCCUUGCUGCAGCCACUCAGCUUGCGCACUGGACAGCUGGCCAACACACUGUCUGCUCUCCUCCAAAAAUCCAUCUUCUACCUCAAGCAGAGUGACCCCACAUACCUAAGAGAGUUCCAGCCGAGCAUUCAGCCUGGGUUUUGGAAGUUACCCCAUGCCUGGACACGCACCAAUGCCUCCCUGGUCUACCCCUGGCUGGAGCCCCUGGACUCUUUCUCAGAGGAAAGCAGCGAUGCGUGCCUGGUACAACUGCUAGGAACCGGGACAGACAGCAGCCAGCCUUGCAGGCUCUCCAACUUCUGCAGAACCCUUAUGACCAAGGCCGGCUGCUCAGGCUACAGCCUCUCCCAUCAGCUGCUCUUCUUCCUCUGGGCCAGAAUGCAAGGGUGCACGGAGGGGCUGUUCCUCCAGAGCCAGCGCUACAUGGACAUCUUCUGUGCCAAUAUGAUGGACCUGAACCAGAGAGCUGAGGCCAUUGGAUAUGCCUACCCCACCCAGGACCUCUUCAUGGAAAACAUUAUGUUCUGUGGUAUGGCCGGCUUCUCUGACUUCUACAAGCUGCGCUGGCUGGAGGCCAUUCUCAGCUGGCAGAACCCCGAGGUCGGAUGCUUCGGGAAGCCUGAUACAAAGGGUGAACCUUCUGAAGUUCCACAAGAGCAGGGCAUUCUGAGAAGAGUGCGAAGGCGGGAAAAACUGUUCGCAGAUGGCUGUUCUUGCCACAACACAGCCACUGCAGUUGCAGCCCUGGGUGGCUUUCUCUACAUCCUGGCAGAAUACCACCCAGACAAUGGAGAUGCAUAUCCAGAAUACUACCCAAACAAUGGAGAGCCAUAUCCAUCCACACAGUCACCAGCAGGCAACUACUAA
Messenger RNA from Grammomys surdaster, 1101 nucleotides. RefSeq names its product chromosome unknown C16orf89 homolog (gene CUNH16orf89). The transcript is spliced from 8 exons. Bases 1 to 1101 code for a protein of 366 amino acids. Lineage: Eukaryota; Metazoa; Chordata; Mammalia; Rodentia; Muridae. Gene Ontology annotation, cellular component: cytosol; membrane. The record is from RefSeq and is a predicted model, not a curated record.